UCUGUGUGUGUGUGUGUGUGUGUGUGUGUGUGUAGUUCAAACUCUUCACAUUGUAACUGCAUGUGGAGUCGCUGACUGCUAUCACUGACUGCUGUGUUGGAUCUGUCCUUAGACUUGUUUAUCUUUCUAGUGUUACGGCUGAAGUCUCCAGGGCCACCACUGACUCCAAGGACUCAUCACAUAGGAAGUGUACUAAGUAUAUAUAUGUACGACUCACGACAAAAAUGAUUUCCCCAAGUGAUGUCCUGCGAAAAAAUCUGAAGAUGGUCCAUGGCUGCCCCAUGGUUUAUGCUUUUGCACACAACUGGGAAAGGAUUGAACAGUUCUGCAGCAGGCCAGAUGACAUUGUGAUAGCCACUUACCCCAAAUCAGGUACCACUUGGAUUAGUGAAAUCUUGGACAUGGUUCUAAAUGAUGGAGAUGUUGAAAAAUGUAAGCGAGAUGUUAUUACUGCUAAAGUUCCCAUGCUGGAAAUGGCUGUUCCUGGAAUGAGAAUGUCAGGUAUAGAACAAUUAGAGAAGAAUCCAUCACCUCGUCUCAUCAAGACACAUCUACCAAUUGACCUCCUUCCUAAGUCUUUCUGGGAGAACAAUUGCAAGAUGAUUUAUCUUGCUCGAAAUGCCAAGGAUGUUGCAGUAUCAUUUUACCAUUUUGACUUAAUGAAUAAUUUUCAACCUUUUCCUGGAACAUGGGAAGAAUAUCUGGAGAAAUUUAUGACUGGAGAUGUGGCCUAUGGUUCAUGGUUUAAUCAUGUGAAGGGCUGGUGGAAGAAAAAGGAAGAACAUCCAAUACUUUUCUUGUACUAUGAAGAUAUGAAAGAGAAUCCAAAGGAGGAAAUCAAGAAGAUUACUAGAUUUCUAGAGAAGACCCUAAAUGAUGAGAUCUUGGAUAAGAUCAUCCAUCACACCUCAUUUGAAGUGAUGAAGGACAAUCCUCUGGUGAAUUACACACACCUGCCCACUGCAAUGUUGGAUCACAGCAAAUCCCCUUUCAUGCGUAAAGGGAUUACUGGUGACUGGAAAAAUUACUUUACAGCGGCCCAGAAUGAGAAAUUUGAUGCCCUUUAUAAAAAAGAAAUAUCUGGAACUACACUUCAAUUUCGCACAGAGAUUUAAACUGUAACUUGAAGAAACAGAAGAUGACCCAUAGUUUUUAGAAAGAAAGCAGUUAUGACUUGGCUGAGCAAUCAAAUGACUAUAGGGAAGAAAAAGCAUAUUUUAAAACUUUGAAUUUUUCAGCAUCAUUAAUCAGGCUUCAGUUUGUUCCUCUGCCUCUGAGUUUCCUAAUUCCCAAAGCCAAGGCCCAUCAUUCCUGUUUUGUAGGCUAAUCCUGCCUUUUCCUAGAUUAGACCAGAUAAGACAGUAUUUACCCUCUUCAAUCUCCCUAUCUUAUGACUGCUGUUUGUAACCUGACACUAUAUUUCCUGCCUCGACUGGUUUCCUUUGAUGAAUUAUUGACCCAGGACACUGUGUUCCACUGCUGUUUACCGGGUGUGUCAAACUCUUCCUGAAGUCAUAGCUCAUCUUCCUCUAUUUGGAUAACACAGUUCAUGUUCCAGAUCCUAUAAUUUUUUUUUUCUGUACCUUAUUUAAUGUCCAGGUCUCCAAAGGGCAAAGACCUAUAUUGUUCUCUCUAAGGUCUUCCCUGGGGACUGAAGGUUGUCUCUUAGAGACUGUCUCUGUGAGCACCAGGACUUGCUUCCUGUGGACAGUCCUCUUCUCUUAGGAAACCCUUUUCAAUUUCUAUAGAUCACACAUUGCAGUGCUCUGGUCACUUUGAUCUUUCUCCGAAUAGAUUUGGAUUCCCUAAUAGCACCCAAGAUAAGGGUAUAGCUGCCACUGAAAAUUUCCCAGUCUGCUGUCCAAGGAAGACUAGCCUGAGUCUCACUCUGCCCUCCUGACCCAGGAUCCCUCCUACCUACUAUCCCACACUAUGGCUACAUGCUUGGACUCUCGAUAGACGUUUCCGGGAACAUUCAUAUCUCAACUCUGGUUCUUCCAUGCAUGUAGCUAUGCCUCUAUCCAUGUGCAGCAAAAACUUUUAUCUGAAGUUCAUAUCAGCAUGUGCCAAAUUAAAUCCAAAGCCACAGUUCUUAAACUGAAGCUCAUUAGAGUGCUCUGGGCUGGGCCUUUCCAUGUUCCAGGAGUUGGAACUUCAAAUGCAUUUUAGACUCCCUGAGGCAUAAUACAAAUAUCAGUGGGUUGCAGUUUUGCAAAUAUACACUCUCAGUCUGGAAUAGUUGAAACACUCCUUCACCCUGUAACUACACUCCUUUUCAAUCCCAGCAGAAGAAUAAUGUAGUACUAAAUGCAAAUCCCCCAGAAAUGAUUGCCUCUGAUUCUGGAAAUAUUUGCUUCUAUACAUUUACAGUGUAUAUUAUAAAUUAUUUUAGGAUAAGCAACUUGUGUUCAUGCUCUUUAGAAACAUAUUUUGAAGGAGUUAAUUCUAUAAGUCUACACAUGUUAUGAAUACCAGCUAUGUAGAAUAUUGUUUUUAAGAAGGAAGUAAAGUAAGCCAAUCAUGUGUCUAUUUAUUUGUUAUCUUUACUAACAAUGAGUAAAUGUUGCCUGAAUACAUAUGGGCUUCUGCUACUAUAGUCUGUUACUGGGGAAAAAAAUCUGAACUAGACUUUAAUCUUUGUGAUGGGUUGGCUGCACUAACUAAUUUCACUAGCAGAAUAUAAUAAUUCCUACUUUCCCUAGUUUUCCUCUUUGGAAUAAGUUUCUCACUGGACUUGAUUCAACAGCAACAACAAAAUACUGUAAGAUUAAACUAUUCUCCAGAUAUUUUUCUGUGCAUUGAAUGAAAAGUACAAAAAAUUA
Molecule: messenger RNA, 2822 nt
Organism: Marmota flaviventris (yellow-bellied marmot)
Lineage: Eukaryota; Metazoa; Chordata; Mammalia; Rodentia; Sciuridae
Product: sulfotransferase 1B1
Molecular function (GO): sulfotransferase activity
Source: RefSeq, a predicted model, not a curated record